ACGGAAGUCUCGUUCUUUUUCAUCGUUUUUCCCGGUUGCUCCUUGCUGUCCCGGUCCACGCCAGCGCCCAGAGCGCCUCGUCGCCAUGCCUCGGAAAAUUGAAGAAAUUAAGGACCUCCUGCUCACAGCCCGACGAAAAGAUGCCAAAUCUGUCAAGAUCAAGAAAAAUAAGGACAACGUGAAAUUUAAAGUUCGAUGCAGCAGAUACCUUUACACCCUGGUCAUCACUGACAAAGAGAAGGCAGAGAAACUGAAGCAGUCCCUGCCCCCUGGUUUGGCAGUGAAGGAACUGAAAUGAACCAGACACACUGAUUGGAACUGUAUUAAAAUACUAAAAAUCCUAA
Molecule: messenger RNA, 344 nt
Organism: Nomascus leucogenys (northern white-cheeked gibbon)
Lineage: Eukaryota; Metazoa; Chordata; Mammalia; Primates; Hylobatidae
Product: 60S ribosomal protein L38-like
Exons: 5
Coding region: 86-298 (70 amino acids)
Biological process (GO): protein-RNA complex assembly; translation
Cellular component (GO): cytosolic large ribosomal subunit; ribosome
Molecular function (GO): structural constituent of ribosome
Source: RefSeq, a predicted model, not a curated record